CUCCAUGCCAUGUUUUUCAAAAUUGGCAAGUAUUCUCCAUCAAGAUACCCAAUUGUUUCAGUCUAUUGCUGUUGACCUUCACGUGGAUAAGAUAUCGAUGUACACGGAUACCUUGGAUGGUCGCGACGUGAUACUAGUGGAUCUACGUGAUGGUGUGACCAGUAUGAUUGGAUUGUUGGUGGAAGGUGCAUCCACUAUGAACUCUACUCACCCAAAGUCACUCUUGAAUACUUUAAAAGAAUCUAUCGUUACAGGGAUCCAUAUUAUUACUGCUCGCGUGUGUGUUUACAGACAAGACAUUGGACUAUCUCCUCUUCUCUAUAUUGACGACUAUCAACCCAUCCAAACAUCAAUUACUUCCAAGUCUAAUAUGAACAUGAUCACGCUAGAUGAUAUCCAAACCUUACCCGAGGUCAAACAAUGGUUGAAUGCUGUGGAACAAACUGGUCUGGAGACUUUUAUGUCUAUCAUCCCGAAAGAUGGGUUUUGGGAUUAUUAUAUUCAACUUGAGCCGUAUCUGGAAAAUAUGAUGGAAGCAUACAAAACACAAGAUACCACCCCUUCUUCAUCAAUAGCUCUAGAACCAGACACGCCCAUACCACCACCAACACGACAAUUACAUCAACCCAGUUUAUCAGAUACCCAUUCAUCAUCACCAUCUAUGAUCAUCAAGAAUUGUUUCCCACUCAUGUCCUGGCGACAAAUUCAAGCAUAUAUCAUGCACGCCUAUGAUGAAGCUCCGGAAGAUCUGGUGUUGGAUGGUUUUUUGCCUUUGCCUUCAGAAGAUGUCAUGACCAUCCGUGCCCCUGAUGUGGAUGAAGAGAUAUCACCAACACAAACAGCAUUGGAAACCGACGAGCAAGCAUGGUGGAUGCUAUACAAGAAGACUGAAAAUGAAUCGACCGAACAUGAUAAGUGGAAGACAUUGGUCAACGGUGCCAAGGAUCUAUGGAUGAAUGAUAUGUGUAAUAUAGUCUUAGAUGAAUUGUAGUAUAAUUAUAACGUUAGAAAUAGUUUAAUGAUUUUUUUUUCAUUCCUGAAUAAACCCUUUGUAAACAUU
Messenger RNA from Halteromyces radiatus, 1060 nucleotides. RefSeq lists its product as uncharacterized. The coding region runs from base 5 to 991 and encodes 328 amino acids. The record is from RefSeq and is a predicted model, not a curated record. NCBI's taxonomy places the organism in Eukaryota, Fungi, Mucoromycota, Mucoromycetes, Mucorales, Cunninghamellaceae. The transcript is spliced from 4 exons.